AUGACUUCCUCCGUUUUUCUCCCGUCUCAAAACAUUUGGACCCGGCUGAGAUAUCUCAAACGAUCUAAAAUUUACAAGGCUAUUCGGCCGUACACACUUGCGUGUAAAGUGGAUGAGGGCUUUCCAACGAAUAACUUGCUGUUUGAGGAAGGCCCUCUAGAGCAUCUCACUGACAUUCGAGGCUUAGAUCCAGGCCAAGUGACGCUUGAGAAGAAUGGAUUCACUACGAUCCAGCACAAGUUUGAGCAGUCUACGGCAAAUGAAGAGGCGAUCAAAGAACCUGGUGGAUAUCUUGAUGCAAUCCAACAGCUGGCUCGCGACGUAUUGACGGCAGAGGGAGUACAAGUAGAGCAGGUCAAAGUCAUCAAUUGGGUGUUUCGCACUGCGAAGAAAGACGAAAUGUUUGCCAACGCCGACAUGACUGGCCAAGAUUUCCGAGCAUUUGCCCCUGAUACCUACGUCCACAACGACUGUAACUACUACGGUGGGGACAAACGUAUCCGAGCAUUGUUGGGCGCAGAGACCGACACCAUCUUAGCAUCGAAGCGUGUUCGAUUGAUAAAUUUUUGGAAGCCGAUAAACAAUCCAGUUGAAGACUGUCAACUUGCCAUCUGCGAUGCAUCCACAGUUCAGCAUGAUAAAUGCAUUCAUGGGGACUUUAUCGUCAACCCUGACUAUAUCAGUCAAACAAAUUAUGCAGCUCCCUGCGAAGAGCAAAAGUGGUAUUGGUUGAGUAACCAACAAAUUGAUGAGGUCAUUAUAUUCAAACAGCACGACACGGAAGAGCGGAGUAGCACACGUUGUAGGUUUAGAACAAUGCGCCCCUUUCCCUCCAAGGUGGACGUGUGGUCGUACUUACAUACUAUCAGACUGCCCUCACACUGCAUUUUGGAGGAACGACCCGCACAAAUGCAGUGUACAACGUGAAAGCAUUGAGGUUCGAAUACUGGUCGUUUGCUCUAACUAA
Ascochyta rabiei is the source of this 967-nucleotide messenger RNA. RefSeq lists its product as uncharacterized. The transcript is spliced from 4 exons. Gene Ontology annotation, molecular function: oxidoreductase activity. The coding region runs from base 1 to 927 and encodes 308 amino acids. The record is from RefSeq and is a predicted model, not a curated record. NCBI's taxonomy places the organism in Eukaryota, Fungi, Ascomycota, Dothideomycetes, Pleosporales, Didymellaceae.